AUGGUGUACUCUUUUUUGAGGGGAAAAUCUCGAACGAAUACCAUUGAUUUGCCGAAACAAGCGCGCGAGAAUGUAACAAAAUUGGACGGUCCAGCGGCAAAGGCACUUCUGGCUAACAGCCGCACCGGAAAUCAGGCCGAUGAGCUUUCCAAAGUACUCAACCAGAUGAAGCUCAUACUCCAGGGUACACAUGACUCUGAAAGUAAUCCAGACCAAGUUUUCCAUCUCAUCGAAGGUAUCAUCAAUGAAGACCUGUUAUAUCCCCUGGCCGUCAAUCUCCACAAACUGCCGUUUGAAUCCCGGAAGGAUGCCCAGUUCAUCUUCUCUUCUGUCUUUCGCUUUCGCCCACCAUCAGCCUCGGCCAAGAGCGACCCGAUCGCACUUAGUUGGGUGGUCAACCAACGACCUCAGGUGCUGCUGGAGUUGUGCAGAGGAUACGAUCACAAGGAGAGUGCUACGGCCGCUGGCUCCGUGUUGAGGGAAGUGCUGAAGCACGAGGGUGCUUGCAAAGUUAUACUAUACGACGACGGCGACCAGCCAGGCUCCAGUGUAAAUGGCCUCCAGGCAAUUGACAGAGACAGGCCGCAAAGCGGAAGUGGCGUGUUCUGGAAGUUCUUUGACUGGAUCGACAGGGGUUCGUUUGAGGUUUCUGCUGAUGCCUUUACAACUUUCAGGGAAAUUCUCACCAAACAAAAGGAGGUGGUGCCACACUAUCUCCGAGUCAACUUCGACCUCUUUUGCAGCAAGUACAACACGGUUUUAGUCCAGUCUAGCAGCUACGUGACCAAGAGACAGUCCAUAAAGCUGCUGGGAGAGAUAUUGUUGGAUCGGUCCAAUUACUCGGUCAUGACGGAGUAUGUAGCCUCGGGCGAGCAUCUCAAAAUUUGCAUGAACUUGUUGCGUGACGACCGCAAGAUGGUACAGUACGAGGGCUUCCAUGUCUUCAAGGUGUUUGUGGCCAACCCAAACAAGUCAAUUCCCGUGCAACGUAUCCUCAUCAUGAACAAGGACAAACUCCUCAACUUCCUGUCCCAUUUCCUCGAGGAUCGAACCGAUGAUGAGCAAUUCAUCGACGAACGAGAAUUUCUUAUCAAACAGAUUCGCAACAUGCCUGCUUCGCCUGUGCCACCUCAGGGGAGGCCGACUUUGUGGCCACCAGACGCAAAGCCAAGCCUCCGACGCGACGUCAGGCGAGGAGAAAGACGAGAGGGAGGGAUGAUCAUUGGAUGA
Pyricularia pennisetigena is the source of this 1230-nucleotide messenger RNA. RefSeq lists its product as uncharacterized. The coding region runs from base 1 to 1230 and encodes 409 amino acids. The transcript is spliced from 5 exons. NCBI's taxonomy places the organism in Eukaryota, Fungi, Ascomycota, Sordariomycetes, Magnaporthales, Pyriculariaceae. Gene Ontology annotation, molecular function: protein serine/threonine kinase activator activity. Gene Ontology annotation, biological process: intracellular signal transduction. The record is from RefSeq and is a predicted model, not a curated record.